This is a messenger RNA of Trachemys scripta elegans, 2135 nucleotides long. Its product is annotated as cytochrome b reductase 1. Gene Ontology annotation, cellular component: lysosomal membrane. The record is from RefSeq and is a predicted model, not a curated record. Lineage: Eukaryota; Metazoa; Chordata; Testudines; Emydidae. Bases 86 to 940 code for a protein of 284 amino acids. Gene Ontology annotation, molecular function: oxidoreductase activity. The transcript is spliced from 4 exons.
CUUCCUCUCCCCCUGGCGCUCCGGCCCAGCUGCGCGGCCCGACGGGGGAUUAGCUGCGCCGCGGAGUGCGUGCGGGGCUCGGAACAUGGAGGGCUACUGGCUCUUUCUCGUGCUGCUGGUCUCGGCGCUGCUGCUCGGCUUCCUCGCCGUGCUCUUCGCCCUCGUCUGGGUCUUUCAUUACCGGGAGGGGCUCAGCUGGGACGGGGGCUCGGCGGAGUUCAACUGGCACCCGGUCCUCAUCAUCACCGGCUUCAUCUUCAUCCAGGGGAUUGCCAUUAUUGUGUACAGAUUGCCCUGGACCUGGAAAUGCAGCAAACUCCUGAUUAAAUUCAUCCAUGCUGGGUUAAAUACCAUAGCAAUGAUUCUUGCAAUUGUUUCUCUGGUAGCUGUUUUUGAUUUCCACAAUGCCAAGAACAUUCCCAACAUGUACAGUCUGCACAGCUGGAUUGGACUGACUGCUGUUAUAUUUUAUACUCUGCAGCUUGUCUUAGGUUUUGCUGUCUUUCUGCUGCCCUUUGCUCCAGUUUCUCUUCGAGCAUCUCUCAUGCCAAUACAUAUUUAUUCUGGCCUCCUCAUCUUUGCAACAGUGAUUGCAACAGCUCUCAUGGGAUUCACAGAGAAACUUAUUUUUGCUCUGAAAACUCCUGCAUAUAGCACAUCUCCGCCAGAGGCGAUUUUUGUCAACACUCUCGGUCUUCUGAUUGUAACCUUUGGUGCUCUUAUUUUGUGGAUGGCAACAAGACCCCACUGGAAGCGCCCACCAGAACAGAAUUCUAAAAUUCAGCAACCAAAUGGAGGGACACCUGAAGGUACAGAAGAGGAAUCCACUAUGACAGACUGCAGCAAUACAGAUAAAUCUGAUGUGGAGUUCAAUAGUGAAGCAGCAGCCAGAAAACGAAACCUCAAACUCGAUGAGGUAGGCCAACGGUCUACCAUGUAAAGGGAGUACACAAAAUUGAUGUAGUCUUACAUUAUAAAAAAAGCUAUUCCUAUCCAGCUAUUGAUUACAUUUGGCAUUUAAACAGGGAAUUUCUAUCAGGCUUGCUUAAUGCAGUUCAAUUUUUCUGCACAACUAGUAUGAGCUGAAAAGGUCUCUAAAAUUCAACAAGACCCACAUUUGUCAUGACAUUCCUUAUUGUACCUCUGUUUAAAAGAACUGAGGACUGGAAUGAAAAAACAUGUUGAGAUUUGUGCCUUUUAAAAAAAAAUGUAUGUUUGGAAUAAGGACGGAGUUUAAAAAAGCAUCUAAUGGGAAAAUAAUUUCUACAUCACAUCUUAAUGUAUCGGUUGUUUCUAUGCAGUUUACUAGUUUCUUUAGCCAGUUAUUAUGACUGGGACGAAAUGCUGCCCUGAGUUAUGCUGUGAAUGGGCACGAAUGAGAGUUGUAUAUGCACAGCAGAGUGCAGAAUUUAUCCAUUAGCACAUGCCUAUGCUGUUUUAUAAUAUUGUUCCACUUUCUUAGGGGCCUGAUUCUCAAGCUUAUGAGCAUUCUCAAUUCCCACUGAAGUCCAUGAGAACUGAGGUCACUCAGAAUUUUCAGAAUCACACUAUAAACAUUUUGGGCCAAAAAUUUUGAAAUUAGGAAAGAAAUUAAACAGAAUUUUUGUUGAAAUUUUCACUAAAAUGUCAUGGUGUUUUUGACCAGCUUUUUCCAUUUUUUUUUUUUAAUGAGAGUUCAUCCACAUUUUGAAUUGGUUUUAAACCAGCUCUAGUACAUGUAUAGAUUUAUAGCCAGUAUUCACCCUUGGAUACACGUGAUUGCUACUGAAAUCCAUGGGAGCUACAAGUAAACAUCUAACGACAGCAUUUGACCUGUCUUGAAACGUAUGCAGUUUUUGCAUUCACAUCAUUAAUAGAAUUACAAAAACUAUGUAUUGGGUCAUCGAAUCCUUUCCCUUUGCCUCUGGAACAGUAUUGUCCUUUAUGGUUGUAUCUUAUAAGCUAAUAUUUUGAAGUCCUUUUUUUCCCCCGUUUUAAUCUGGAAGAGUAAAAUGAGGAAAGCAGUAUCUAAUGGUUUAAGCACGAGUAGAAAUCAGGACAUAUGGUCUAUGUCUACACUUCAGUUAGAAACCAGUGGUUAGUCUGUGCCAGCUGACUUGGGACUAUGGGGUUUGGGGUAAGCGGCUGUUUAAUUG